AUGAGAUCGGUGAAACAUGGAAGAAGAAAAUGUCGCCGACGAAUUAAUUACAGUAAAAAUUCAGCUGCUGCAAAAAAGAAGGCAAUGAAAAGACGAAAAGCUAUGGAUGGCAUAACAUGUAAACAGAUGCGGAUAGCUUGGGACAAGAAUUCUACAAUCAAGCAGAAUAUGAAAGCAAUGGGACUUGCUUAUGACUCAAAUAAAUUGUUUCCUUUGGAGCAAAGCAUUAGCAAGCACUGUGAAGAAAUGGAGAUUGACGAACUAAAACCAUACGGUUCGAUUAAAUCCCAGAUGCUGAAGACCAAAUCAACUGUCAAUAAGUCGAAGAUUGCGAAAGUGAUUACUGCUUUGGAAAAAGAAGCUGAGGAAGAAAAAAUAAAGCAAAAAAAAGGACGCAGCUAUCGUUUGCUUGCUCGAGAUAUUGAAUUUUGUAUUUACAUGAUCGAGAAACAUGGUGGUGAUUAUGAGAAAAUGAGUCGUGAUGCAAGGAAUAUUUAUCAGGAUACAUCGAAACAAAUAGAGCGAAAAAUUCGUAUCUUCACGCAAAGUCCAGAAUAUUCAAAGUAUCUAAAAAUCACAUCACAGAUGGCAUAA
Messenger RNA from Brugia malayi, 594 nucleotides. RefSeq lists its product as uncharacterized. The transcript has 5 exons. The coding region runs from base 1 to 594 and encodes 197 amino acids. Gene Ontology annotation, biological process: ribosomal large subunit biogenesis. The record is from RefSeq and is a predicted model, not a curated record. Gene Ontology annotation, cellular component: nucleolus. Lineage: Eukaryota; Metazoa; Nematoda; Chromadorea; Rhabditida; Onchocercidae.